Messenger RNA from Vespa mandarinia (Asian giant hornet), 2264 nucleotides. RefSeq names its product E3 ubiquitin-protein ligase RAD18. NCBI's taxonomy places the organism in Eukaryota, Metazoa, Arthropoda, Insecta, Hymenoptera, Vespidae. Gene Ontology annotation, cellular component: Rad6-Rad18 complex; nucleus. Gene Ontology annotation, molecular function: single-stranded DNA binding; ubiquitin protein ligase activity. Gene Ontology annotation, biological process: protein monoubiquitination; DNA damage tolerance. The record is from RefSeq and is a predicted model, not a curated record.
UCUAUACUCAUCGUUGGCAUUAAUCAUUAUAAAACCCAGAUCCAUAAGCGGAUAUACGUAUUUACAGUCAAAUGAAAAUUCGUUGAACGCUGUUAUAUAUUUUUUUUUUCGACUGUUACCAUAUUUUAACUAUAAAUUUAUUAAAUAAUAUUUGAUCGUACACCAAUCUGGCAUUCUUAUAGUUUUUUAAUUAAAUCAUAUUCAUUUGGAAAUGCCAUAAUGAUACUAUUUAUUUCAGAAUUAUAUCUUGUUAAUAUUGAUAACAUAACCUAAUAAUGUUGCCAUCGGAUUGCGAAGAAUUAAAGCGGAUUGACACAAUAUUACUUUGUGGGAUAUGCUAUGAAUAUAUGGAAACCACUGUCAUUACACCGUGUUCCCAUAAUUAUUGUUCACUUUGUAUACGAAAAUAUCUACAUUAUAAAACACAAUGUCCUACUUGUUUCGAAGAAAUCUUUGAAAAGGAUUUAAGAGUAAAUAAAGCUUUGGACGAGAUCAAACAAUAUUUUUUAGAGUUAAAAGAGAAAUUAGCUAAGUGCGUUCAAAGUAUUCAAAAUGAUAAAUUAAAUUUGUCGAAGAUUAAAUUUUGCGAGGAAAAUUUAAUCGACGAAAAACGAUUAAACGUUAAUCACAAGGAUACUUCCAAUUAUGGAGACCAAAAGUAUAUUGGAAAUAAUUUGGAAAAUAUUGAAUAUACAUUACACGAUGAAAGAACUACUUUACUUAGUCCAAGUACCAGUAAUACAUCCAAAUUAUCCACUUUCUUUACACCAAAACGUAAGAAAAUAUCUCAAGAUAUUAUCAGUGAAAAGGUAGUAAUAUGUCCAGUUUGUAAAGUAAAUGUUUUAGAAAAGAAUAUAAAUAGACAUUUAGAUGAUUGUUUAAAGAGAGAGGUAACAAAUGAUAAGCCUGUCAAACCUAAAUCAAAGCGUAAGCCAUUACCAAAGUUAGUUCUCAGUUUAAUGAAGGAAGGAGAAAUAAAAAAAAAGCUAAAAGAAUUAGGUCUUUCUUAUGUUGGGGAUAGAAAAGUUUUGGAAUUAAGAUUUCAAAGAUAUACAACUCUCUAUAAUGCAGAAUGCGAUAAGGAUGAUCCAAGAUCCGUUUCAGAAUUAAUCAAACAAUGCGAGGAGGAAGAAAAUUUGGAAAAAAAAGCAAACAAGUUACCAUUCAUUAAGUUGCAAAUUAAUAGAAACACUGCUGAGAAUAUUAUAGAAGAGGAGAGAAAAAAGUAUUUAGAAAUGCAUAAAAAUAGUUUUGAGAGUUUAAUUUCAAAGAUUAAAAGUACAGAAAAUUCACAAAAAUCCUCGGCAAGACGUUCAAUACUUAAUGAAAAUAUGGACUCUGAAACAAAUGCUGUGCAUUCUACAACUUGCGAAAAUUUUUAUCUGCAAGAUUCAGAUUCAAGUCUUGAUGAUUGCCCAUUACAAAUGUAUUCUAGUGAAAGUCCAAUGAAUUUUCUUACAGUAGAAUUAUUGACAUCUACAAAUGAGAAGAUUAAAGACACUAACUGUUUAAUUGAUAAAGAAAAAGAAGAAGAACAAUUAAGUAAUACAAGUUCUGGCUUUUUUCAUUCUGAAAUGGAAAAAACAAAUAAUAAUAAUUCUUGUACUUUUGUAAAUGAACGUUCAAUAAUAUCUAAUGAGGUUCCAUGUUCAAGCAAUACCUAUGCCAAUACGAAAAAAUCAUAUAUAGAGAAACAAGUAAAAAGAAAAAAAUUAUCAAUGGAAGAAACCCAAAAGAAGAAUGAUAAUUUAACAGAAACAAUAUUGGAAAACUAUGCGUCUGAUUUUUCAAGUAAUGACAGUGUUAUUUGUAACUCAGAUUUUGAGACAUUCGAAAAUUAUGUUCAUGAUAUUAUUAAGGGUACAGAUAUCAAAGAAAAUGCAUUUAUAAAAUCGAAUCUGGAGAAAGAAAAUAUUAAAAAACGUAAAAAAAGAAGAUAUGAUAAUGCAAUUAAGGGAGAAGAAAAUGCUUUGAGAAAGAAGUAUAAAGUUAAACUACAGACGAAUUGUCUUAGCGAACAAAAUAUACUUACUCGUGACGGAGAUCACCUCGAUGAAUCUUACAAUAGUAUGGAAAAUAAAUUUUCUACAAAAUUGCAAAAGAAAAAAGAGGAACAAUUAACGUCCAUCGUCUGUACUCCACAAAGAAAAUCAAACAGAUUAAGAGUUAAAAAUAAUCAUUCUAUAAAUUGUGAUACGAAGGAACGAUGACAUAUUGAAAUUAUUAUUUAAAUAUAUUAAGAUUAUAUAAUUUAAAGAUUUUCA